CAAUCUGUGCUGUUUCACUUUCUGGUAAAAAAUAUUUUCAAAAAUUCCAAACAAUGUUAGAUCCAUAUUUUCAAAUAAAUAGUUAUCCUAUCAAAUAAAUUUUUUCACUGAUGAUUUUUUUUUUCGAGUUAAAAAAGAGAAAAAUAAGUGUAAGCCCCUGACGAACGAUAACUCUUUUACUUGAAUAUAUUAACCUGACGUCAUUUCCUCGUGAUCGUGUGUGUAUGUUCUGCUAGUGAAAAAUAACCAUGUCUACUGGAGAUGGUGGUGCCUUUGGAGCGGGGAUGGCCGGUGCCCCGUUUGAUCCUGUACAGUUCAUAAAGAAACCCCAAGUCAUACUAAGACUUGCAAGCACGCUGUUUGCAAUCAUCGUGUUUGGAUGUAUAUUAGGUGAAGGCUGGAUUAGCGACAAGUGUCUAAUGAACAAUGAUGCUAAUGCGUGUGGGUACGGAACAGGGAUCGGAAUCAUUGCCUUCCUGCUCUGCCUAGGGUUCUUGGUUCUUGAUGCUAUGUUUGAAAAUAUCAGCAGCGUGCAGUAUCGGAAAUAUGUUGUCCUGGCUGAUAUGGGCAUUUCUGGCCUGUGGACUUUCCUAUGGUUUGUGGGAUUCUGCUACAUGACAGAUGCGUGGAGAAAAACCGAUCAAGUUCCUCCGCAUGGCUAUGGGAGAAACAACAUCCAGGCUGCCAUAGCUUUCUCAUUCUUCUCAAUUAUAACAUGGGGAGGCAUCACCUUCUUUGCUGUGCGCAGGUAUCGUGAAGGGUUUGGAGAAGCUUUCGCGCAGAGGAGCAGUUACGAUGACCAAACCCAGUCUUCUCCAUACUCCUCCUUCCCUGGUAGUGAGACGGGAGAUCCUUAUCAACAGCCCCCCUUCACCUCCCAGAAGGAGACCCCAGAUUUCCAGCAGCCCACAUACUGAGGUAGAAAGAGAGAUUAUCUGAUGUCUGGACAAAUGUGUAUCCAAAACCUGAUAGGUUAGGUUAGGUUAGAAGUGUCACUCGCAUGUCUGUAGGAGUAGGUAUUUAUUACUGCUUUUUAUGUAAGAACUGAUUAUAACUCCGAGUUUGUAUGGGUGUUAGUAUUAUGUCAGGAUUUACAUGUUAUUGUGAAUUGCAGUGUGUUGAAAUUGUCAUAUGAACUUUGUUUUGCGUAGAUGAAAUGUAAUUUUUAUUUGUUUUCUGGAUCUCACACAAAGCUCAUUGAAUGAUUUUAAAAGGUCAUUUAUUAAUUUUUUUUCUACAUAUCAUGGUAUUAAUGAAAAGAAUUAUAUGUACUGUCAAGAGAUGUAAAAAAUAUUCAUGAAUAAAUACCACAUAAUAAAGAAUUGAAAAGGUGUAAAAUUUAUCUAUAGGGAACCUUUUUUCUGUAAUUGUUGGUGUGGAAAAAGCGCUUAGAUAUUCUAUGUAUAGUAUUGUUUAAUAUAUGUUAUACAUGUGAAAAGCACCCAGAAAUCCUUUGUUUAAUGCGAUUAACAUAUGUGAUAUUGUUGAAUUUCAUAGUACUGUACAUUCCAUUAUAUUUGCUAUUAUGAUUUUUCACAGGGUACACAUCAGAAUGAUGUGAUUGAAAUGCAUUCAAGAUGAAGAGAAAAUUUUAAAAUCAGAACUCUCUUCUCCAUCUUAGAUUUACAUGGCCAUUGAUUCUCCUAUACUAUAUACUGGGGAAAUUCUCAUCUAUAUCCGAUGCAGGCUAAAUUAAAGCUGUGCCUCGCCACCCUUUUUAAAAGUAUCCAGCAUUGUGCAAAUUUACACAAAGAAUUGUGAUUGAUAGUAUUGUUUUGCCAUCUACAUUGCACCUUCUGGUUAAAUUUUAAAAGUUGAUUUUUAAAUGAGUUUUUAUGACAAUAUAGAUAUUUAUGUGCAUUUUCAUUUGAAAAAAAAAAGAAAUAACUCUAUAAUUUGGGUUAAAAUCACGUACAUGUAUUUCGCUAGAGAAAUCAAUAUUUUUAAAACAUUUUUUUUUUUGAAUUUCAAUAUAUUCAGAGAAGACUGUAUACAGUAUUGAGAAGGAAUGUGGGAAUGAUGUGGGAUUUUAAUUUUGAAGAUCUUCCAUGGAAUACCUUUAUGUUGAAAAGGCAUUGUAAAUGUAAAUGGAAGAAAGAAUCGUAAAUGGAAUAACUGGAAACCUCUGUUAGACAGCAUUGUAUGUUGAAAGAGUUAUCUUUCUUUGGAGAAUUAGUCUGAAUCUCGUGGUCUAAAAUCAGAACUACUAUUGGUCUGUUGAUAGGGAUUUUAUAAAGAAGAGACACUAGAAUUUGUCAGUAUUAUUCUAUAGUAAACAGACACAAACUAAAUGAAAAUAACAACAGUAUCUGUUAUCCUAUAGUAAACAGACACAAACUAACUGAAAAUAAGAACGGUAUCCAUUAUCCUCCAGAAAAAGUUGCUAGUAAGCUUAAUUUUUAAUGAGGAUUUAAGAUGGCUCACUACACCCUGAAAUGGUUUCUCAAAUCAGUACGAAUUGAUUUAAUCAGAAAAGAUUUGAUGUUAUAUGAUAAGUAUACAUGUCAAAAAGGUAGAAAAUAUGCAAAUUUGGAUAAAACCAUGAUUUUCAAAAAUUAUUUCAACAAAUGAACAAAAGACUCUGGCGGAUUUGAACUCAAGAUCUGCGGUUCACCUGCCCAAUUAUAUAACCACUGAGCUACGAUGAUAGACAAACAAAUCAAUCUAUACAAAUAAUUUCACAGCGUUCAAAUUGCCAUCUUGUGACGUAAUGUAAUAAAGAGUAUAAGCUUUAGUGUAGUAAGCUACCUUAAUUUUGGCUUCAUUAGCGAGAGUGAUGAGAUUAAUAAAAUUGAAUAUCACUAACAAUUUAUUAUAUAUAUGAGGUAAUAGUUACCUUUCCUUGAAUUAUAAAAUUUCUUAAAUUAGCUCUCGCUAAAUUUAUAUGCCCAUUUUUAUAGAAAAAUCGCUAAAUUUGUGUUGCGCUAAAAAUUACAGAUGACAGAAUCAUAUUUCAGGCAAUUUUUGUUUGGAGUGAAGUAUAUUCAUGAUUUGUAAUGGAAUAGGAUAUUUGUAGUCGUAUAGCAUGUAAUUAUUUACAGUAACAUAUUCAUUAAAAAUGCAAAUAAUUUUCUUUAGCAUUAAAAGUUGAGAAAUCAUAAAUCAUUUUAACCAUGUUUCUAGUUUUAUGCUGCGAUUUGAAUAACCAGCAGGUUUUUUUUUUAUCAUUCACUUCCCUAAGCUGGAGCACCAUAUUAAACUUGCAAUGUGUUCUUACUUAUGCUGAUACAAUACUUGUAGGUGACAUUGUAUGAAGUUCCAUCAAAUAUCAUAACAGAUUCUUUAGCUAUACAGUAAAGCAGCACUCUGCUAUAAGCACGUUUACGGUACAUGCUAUAAGCACGUUUACGAUACAUGCUAUAAUCACGUUUACGGUACAUGCUAUAAGCACGUUUUACGGUAUAUGUAUACAGUUUCUGCUGUGUAAAUCAAGCUGAAUGCUGAAUAAAUGAAUAGGCAAAUGUUGAACAUAAAUUGGAAAAUGGAUGUACCUUAGAUUACUAAAAUGGUGAAUGACAUUGGAAGAUGGUUUACAGUUUUGUGAAAGUUUAUGAGAAUUACCACCAUUUACUGGUAUGGAGACAAACCUUAACAAACAUUGCAAUGACUCACUUUUGUAGACUAAUAGAUAGUUAUUUAAUUUAAACUAAUAUAAUUUUGCACGUGUGUGUGUGUGUGUGUGUGUGUGUGUGUGAGUCAUAUUUUGUGUAAUGGCUGUUUUUCUUUUGAGUACUUUUUUAUGUAGAAAACUCUAUCAUUCCAGUGUUUUUAAUCUUUCUGUUUUUCUCUCCUUGGUUGUGGUUAUUGAUAUAUGUAUAUAUGGAUCGUUAUGUACAUCUGAUUUAACAUAGAGCAAUUGCAAGAGUCAGUUGUGUGCAGAAUCUAAAGGGAGAGAAGUCAAUAAGACCGGGCUACAAAUGUACAUAAUAAAAAUUUUUGUGAAGUUUCAUAUCCCAUAGUGCAAACUCUUCUAUUAGAAGAAAGAGCCAUAUUAACAAUGUGUGUAAUUUCUUUUUGAAAAAAGUACCAUUACAUGGGUAUACAAGGUUUUUGUUUACUGCAGAGUUUUUAAAAUAAAUAUUAAACUAAUAUUCAAAAUGCAGACACCAACACUUAGAAGGAUGCACAGAUUUAUUAGUUAUACUUUAUUACUUUUUCUAAGCAAUCAAAAUUUUGUGCAUUUUUCAUCCUUAGAAUGUUGAAGCAAUCUUCAAUUUUGGGGAUCAGAUGGACAUUUUGAAGUGCAUCUGUAAUGUUCAUAUGUGUUUUAUCAUACAGUGUAUUACAAAAAUAUUAUUAAAAAUUCAGAUUCAGAUGUCAAUGAAAUUUUUGUUAAUAUGGUUGAUAAUAAGUUGAGACUGACAGCUGAAACAGAACAACAGCACCUGGCGCUUGUACUUUUAUAUCAAGAUCUGAACAUCACAGCUUAAAUUUGUUAGAUGCAAAUGACACUUCUAUAGUAUUGAAUACGUGAACAGUUUCGUUGCUGAACAUUAAACUAUUACCUGUAUUUUGGAGUGAUAGGAAGAAUUAUGUACCGACUUUGUUUCCAUAGUGAUUGUUACAGGAGCUUUAAUUUAUAUCACAUGGAAAUCCAUGCAUAACACUGUUGUAAGUUUAGAUAAAGUGUUUAAAUAUUUAGUGAGAUAUGAUAUGGUACAAAGCCACUUUCUUUUAUUAUCAUGAAAAUAAUAAAAAUGUUAAAACAUA
Molecule: messenger RNA, 4710 nt
Organism: Ostrea edulis (European flat oyster)
Lineage: Eukaryota; Metazoa; Mollusca; Bivalvia; Ostreida; Ostreidae
Product: synaptogyrin-3-like
Exons: 4
Coding region: 249-917 (222 amino acids)
Cellular component (GO): neuromuscular junction; synaptic vesicle membrane
Source: RefSeq, a predicted model, not a curated record